UAAAGUCAGAGAAAAGCUGAGAGUGGCAGAAGAAAGUUGACACCGUGUGAGAUGCACUGCAGCAGCUACAAGGAUUAAUGAGAGAGCUUCUUCUCCUGCCUGCGAGGAGGAGAGAGCAAGCAGAGCAGGAUGCAAGAGAGGAUGUUGUGCAGCGGGAAGAGGAGUCUCUAACAGAGCUGCUGCUGCACACCGCUGCUGCUGACUGGCUGCUGCUGACUGGCUGCUCAGCUCAGGUGCAUCGACGGAGGGAAACUGACAAGUUUGACUCUCUGUAACACGGCGCUCACGUCCACUGUGUCAGACAAACACGUAUAGGAUCUACAGUCCACACAUACUUAAACACCUUCUGCACAUGCCCACGCUAAACGCAAGCAGAUCAGUGUGUGACAGCGUUAAGGAUGGUUUAGACCGGGACGCUGGAUUCCCCCGUUUCUUCCCGGAGGACUCAUUUCGAGGACAGGACAGGAUCCGAGUCUCCAACCUAAAGACCUCCUCGCCCUCAUCGAGAAGUGGAUAGAGAGCUGUCUGACUCCUCGUCUGUCCCAAAUGAAACCCUCUUAAGGUGGACGGGGUACAUUAAAAAUACAUGUCCCAGAGGAGCGCUGCUGUGGCCAGCUGCAGACCCACAGCUAUAAAUCAACACCGGAGGACUUUGAUUUCUUCAUUAUCGCUUCCUGCGGCAACAACAGAGGAGCAGGCAUGUUGGCGGGCCCGCUGACCUGCGGAUGUGCACCAUAGGAUUCUAUUUCUGGAGCCUCAUUGCUUUUACAGAUUAACUGCCCUCAAAUAUGGCCCCAAUCCGUUCAUUGCGCCACUAGUUUGACUGCUGCCGGAGGUUGUGCAUAUUCAAGCUUCAAAACACCCCGCUGUGCAUCAGUCCAGUCAUUUGAAGGCCCGCUGCCUUUGGCCUGUUUUUUUUAAAAGCAGUGUCAGCGCAAACAAACACGCGGCUGCAUGUCAUGACAGACUGAAAGUCAUCUUUGUUAUUCUCCUUUCCCAAGUUAGUGCCCAUUUCCAAGAGAGGGGAAGGGAAAGAUUGACAUCCAAAGCUUUCACGCUAAUAACCUGACAUUGUGCUUAGAUUAAGACUUCAAAUUUUAUUGCAAGAGACAUUCUCCAUGAGUUCCUGAGGGCAAAUCACACCGAAAUCCCAUUGCCCAGUGUUUUCAUUAGCCUGUCUGGGGCUAAUCAAGGUCCUCCAUCAUCCGAAUUGACAUUUCCAUAUUGUAUGAGAGAGAGAGUAGCCCACAUUAGCAUAUUCAUGAACACUGACACACUCAAUCAUGUGAAAUGGAAGACGUGGGGCAAACCCUGAGCCAUCAAGCUCUGAAACAAAUAGCUUAUGACAUGUGAGGAAAAGAGGAUCUUGAAUCCCCCAACGCAACUUCAGCACAUCCCAACGCACACAGGAGGAAAGUAAAACUUGCCCAUUAAGGAUAUUUCAUAAACGUGGCGUGUGUUAUUGGCCUCUGGACCAAGGAUCGUAAUAAGAGAAGAAUUAAAGAAUGGGAUUUAAAAUGGAUUAUCACUGCAACAAUAAAGCCACCAAAGCAGCUGCUGUUGCAUAAACGCAUCAACACUUUACGGCGAGCCUCUCUGCAGACUGAUUUGUAGAUUAGAUUUGGUUGUUGAUGUGGUGGCCUCUUGUGCGGUUGGCCUUUAAAGAGAGGGAUGGAGAAUCUAGAUGAGCUGGAGCACCCUCUUCUGGGAGAAAGCACCAAUGACAGCCGGGCGUCAGGGCCGGGGCUGGGGCCCGGGGCCGGACAGGCCCCUGGCGGGACGUACAAAGGCAUCCUGGUGAAGUGUGAGGAGGACAGGGCCUACCCUCCUUUAGCGUGGAGGGGCUAUUGUGGACAUCCUCCUGAGCUCCAGCAGCAGCAGCUCCUGGACCCUUGCUCCUUACCUCGCACACUGGAGUCUUUUUACCCACCGGCUCCCAUCUGGGGCCACUCAGACUCCCUGCUCAGCAAAGACUACCUGGAGACAACGUUUGUGGACAUUCGGCCCGGCUCCACGCUGGAGAGGAAGCUGCUGGCUGAGACGCAAGACUUCCACAGCGCGGCCUACAGCUUGGACGAUGAGGACGACCUGCUUCCUGACUCAGAUGACUCAUCCAUUGAUGACUUCAGUGAUACAGACAGUGAGAGCAACUUCCCCCUGAUGAUCCCUCAGGACUACCUGGGUCUGGCCUUCUUCUCCAUGCUCUGCUGCUUCUGGCCCCUGGGCAUCGCUGCCUUCUACCUUUCACAGAAGACCAACAAGGCUUCGGCUCAGGGGGAUUUUCAGGGGGCCAACGCAGCGUCUCGCCAGGCUCUGUGGCUCUCUGUGCUCUCCAUUGUGUUUGGAAUCAUUACGUACAUCUGUGCCAUCGCUGCACUGAUUUCCUACCUGUCUGGAAAACCACCAUAAAAGCACCUCAUGCACACGCACAACAACAGACUUCUUCUCACUUAUUUUCAUGAAUAUCACCUGUAAAUGUAAAAUAAUCACAGUUUUUGUCUGUCGACCCCAUUUGCAGUCAUGUUUCAUCGACACCAAGCCAGAGAAGGACAGUGAAAACACAACAGGAGAGCUGGUGUGUAGAUUAUAGUCACUUCUAAGUGGAUUAGGACAUAAUUAAGCUCAGAGGAAAUUCCUCGUACUGUAUGUGAGGAAAAAUCAUUGUAAAAAGAAGUUAUAAUACGAUAUCAUAGAUUCAGUCUGUAAAUGUGAUUUAUUUUUAUCACCUGAGGACUUAAGUUACCUGCCAUCCUUUAAAUGUGCUGUAAUCGUCAUCACAUGUUAUUGGAGUUAAAAAACAAACAAAAAAACGAAAAAAAACUGUGACAACAAAUACAGAUGUUAUCACUGUUAACACUGUAGAUAUCACUGUCACAAUGAUGAAUAAUGAGAAGCAGGAAGAGAAGUGAGGGGGAACGUGGCCUGGUGUGCCUGGGAGGAGCCGAGCGGAGAGGGCAGCGUACGGCGAUGGAGGCUGCAGAUUUAUGAGAAGGUCGCAGCAAGGACGCGGCAGCAGCUAAAUCCUGACAGACCUCGCUGUGGGAGCGCCUGAGCCAGCACUGUCGCUUGUGGGGUGGAAAGCUGUGGACAGUUUUAAGAGCCCCAGAGCUUUCGUCUUCUAUUUUUUUCUUUUUAAAUACGAGAGGCCGGAGGCCACAUUCUCUCUGAGAAUUUGUUGCAACCCCUUCAGCCGGAGCGCGGGGGCCACAGGAAAACAAUGCACAUCUCACUCUGAUUCACAUUCUGCAUCACUCACUGUUUACCUGCAGAAAGGACUGAUUCUGCUCUGUUCAAUGCCAAGUUCAAUAAGUAUCUUCAUGUUGAAAUAAACUAAAUGACAAAUACAGUUGCAAGAAAAAGUAUGUGAACCCUUUGAAAUUACAGUUUUUCUGCAUUAAUUUGUCAUAAAACGUGAUCUUAUUUGCAUCUAAGUCCCAAGUAUAGACAAACACAACAUGCUAAACCUAAUACCACAUAAACAAUUAUAAUAUUUCAUGUCUUUAUUGAACACAUCUAUUAAACAUUCAAAGUGAUGGUGGAAAAAGUAAGUGAACCCUUUGACUGAACCUAAUGACUCCAUUAAGAGCUACUUGGAGUCAGGAAUUAGCAAACUUGGAGUCCUUACAAUUAAAUGAGAAAUGAGUGAGGUGUAGAGAUACUUUGACCUGUAAAAAAUACUCAAACUUUUUGAGAUUGCUAUUCACAAGAAGCAUCUGCUCAUGUGAACCAUGCCUUGCAAAAAAAGAGAUCUCUGAAGACCUGCGAAGUGUUUGGUUGAGGUUAUUGCUGCUCAAGGAGGUUCGACCAGUUAUUAAAUCAAGGGUUCACUUACAUUUUCCACCAUCACUUUGAAUGUCUAAUGGAUGUGUUCAAUAAAAACCUGAAAUAUUAUAAUUGUGUGUGUGGUAUUAGGUUAAGCAUGUUGUGUUUGUCUAUACUUGGGACUUAGAUGCAGAUCAGAUCACAUUUUAUGACAAAUUAAUGCUGAAACCAGGUAAUUUCAGAGGGUUCACAUACUUUUUCUUGCAACUGCACAUAUAGUGCCAUUAUGUAAGAAGAUAAAAACAAACGAGGAGUUCAGGGUUUUUCAAAUGAAAUGCAAAGUCGUGAUGAUGUAAAAAAAAAAAAAAAAAAAACUGGCUCUAGACGUAGAAAUAAAGGAGCUGCUUCUGUAUACAGUGUAAGGAAAUGAUGACAGAGGGGUGCAGACCUGUGAGAAAAGUGCCAAAAAUAUGGAAGAAACUCUAAGGAUGAUUCUUUUAUGAGCUGUUCCAUUAAUAGAAGCAACCAGGCUGCAACUCCACGCUCUCCAAAUAUAGAUUCUGCUAGUUUCUCCUCCAAAAGAAAAAAAGAAAAGGCGACUGAAAUCCUUCAGGAACUUGCUUCUUGCAGUGUGACAAACUUGAAUAUGAAGUUGUCUACUUAAAGUUAUGUAAGCAAAGAUAAGCAAAGGGGUAAAAAAAAAAAAAAAAAUCAAUAAAAGUUGCAAAAAGUAGUCUAGAAGACAUCUCGGCGCUCAGCCAUGUGAUGCAUGAGUCAGUAAAAUCUUCAUUUCAGACACGACGGAAACCUGCACGGCCAGUUUGUAGUUUGCCAUGUACAAACCUGCUCCAUGCUUCGAUCACUUCAUUCAUUUGAAUAUUGCAAAAAAGCUGCUUUGAUUAAAAAAAAUAAAAUAAAAAAAACUCAAACCAAAAUAUUGGUCUGAGCCUAAAUGUGCCAUUGACAAAGCAGUGAAGAAGGGAACUCAAGAUAAAUAUUUUAAAACAUGACUGUAGGGUAAAAGUGGACAUUUUCUAUUUAGAUGUAUAGUUUUUAUAGAGUCCCUAGCUCAACUGCAAAUACUUUGUUUUCUGCAAACCCAGUGUUGUAUCAAGACUGAGCUGAUAAUAUAUAUAUAAUCACUCUAAGUGGUAAAUGUAGACACACCUGUGAAAUCUGUGUCUAACCCACACAGUGUUGUACAGUUCUGACAAUCCUGAACCUCCUGUCUCCACUGGACAUUUGUGUCAACAAAAAAAAAAAAGACCCUUUGUUGUUACAGCUGAAUUACCACAAUUAGUGAUUUGUAUGUGAGCAUUAAAUGUGGAUUGCAUCGACGGAUCACGCUGUCAAGAGACGGGCUCCAGUCAGAUUUGUCUCACUUUGUAACACUUGUAUAGAUCGUCAAUAAAAGGUCAUAAGGUUUAAGAUU
Molecule: messenger RNA, 5194 nt
Organism: Centropristis striata (black sea bass)
Lineage: Eukaryota; Metazoa; Chordata; Actinopteri; Perciformes; Serranidae
Gene: tmem91
Product: transmembrane protein 91
Exons: 4
Coding region: 1672-2409 (245 amino acids)
Cellular component (GO): membrane; intracellular membrane-bounded organelle
Source: RefSeq, a predicted model, not a curated record